AGCACCACACGGCAGGAAACUUGGACAAUGGACAGCUUCUGGGACGCUGAUUUGUAUUAAUUGGGCCCCUACCUACGUAAUUUUAUUUGUUUGUCCUUGUAACGGCAGAAGCCAGAAGGAAUUCAGUCCUAAUUUCCAUUAAGUUUAUUUUCAUAUUCUACUAGUGGCAGACAGAGAUCAUAUGGCUGAAGUGGUAGAAGAACGAACUCUAGAUACAACGCCAACAUGGGCUGUGGCCACUGUUUGCUUCAUUUUGAUAUUGUUAUCAAUCAUAAUUGAGUAUUUGCUCCAUCUUUUAGCUAAGUAUUUCAACAAGAAAAGGAGGAAGGCACUCAUACAGGCUCUAGACAAGAUCAAAUCAGAAUUGAUGCUAUUAGGUUUCAUGUCCUUGUUGCUGACUGUGAGCCAAAAGCUUAUAGCAAAUAUCUGCAUCCCAAUGAGCGUAGCCGAAACUUUCCUUCCCUGUGGUAGCUUGACUUCCAGCGAGAGUGGGGAGGAAACCAAAUGUGUAGAUCAGGGAAAGCUCUCUCUAUUGUCCAGGUCAGGGGUGAGGGAACUCCAGUACCUUAUCUUUGUCUUGGCUUCUUUCCAUUCUUUAUCAAGCAUACUCAUAUUUGGGUUAGGGAUGGCCAAGAUGAAGAGAUGGGAGUCUUGGGAAGCAGAAACAAGAACCUUUGAAUACCAAUUUUUAAAGGAUCCAAGGAGGUUCCAACUCACUCAUCAAACAUCAUUUGGGAGGAGGCACCUGAGAUACUGGAGUGAACACCGCCUCAUUCGAUGGCCGAUAUGCUUUCUAAGGCAGUUCAAUGGAUCUGUCUCUAAAGUGGAUUAUCUCACUCUUAGACAUGGCUUCAUUAUGGCCCAUUUUGAACAAGGAACCAACUUUGAUUUCCAAAAAUACAUAGAAAGAGCUUUAGAAAAAGACUUUGGGGUGGUGGUGGGGAUAAGUUUCUGGAUUUGGAUAUUCUCAGUUUUUUACAUAUUCUUCAAUGCACAUGAAUUUUACAGUUAUUUAUGGCUUCCGUUCAUCCCUUCAGUGUUGUUGUUGCUGGUGGGUACAAAACUGCAAGGCAUCAUAACUUCAAUGUGCUUAGAUAGCCAUGACAAAUCUCAUGUUGUUAGGGGAACUUUGCUGGUUAAGCCUAGUGACCACUUUUUCUGGUUUGGCCGCCCCAAAUUGCUCCUCCACCUAAUACAUUUCAUAUUGUUUCAGAACUCCUUUGAACUUGCAUUUUUCACCUGGACUUGGGUAAUUAAGCAUUUCAUUAUGGGUUUUUUCAAUUAUGGAAAAGAAAAUUCUAUUACUGAUAUUGAUUCUACAUAUGUACAGUUCAAAUUUGGUCUAAGAUCAUGCUUCCACAGAGAAACAGAGGAUAUUGUGAUAAGGCUUGCCAUGGGAGUAUUGGUGCAUUUCCUUUGUGGCUAUGUAACACUUCCUCUCUAUGCUCUGGUCACACAGAUGGGUUCGUCGAUGAGGAAAGUUGUUUUCCCAGAGAAUGUGGUAAUGGGCCUUAAAAGAUGGCGAGCCAAAGCCAGGAAAAACCUGAAAACUUCAGAUUCAACUGGUCCAUCCCUUGAUGCUUCCCUUGACACUUCACCUUCAUUCAGACUCGAUGACUCAAUCACUGCAGAGUUCGGUAGCCCCUCGGAUGUUGCUGAACGUGUUGCCAUUGAAGUGAUAAAUGGAGGAGACAGAGAAGAAAAAGGCAAGGAGAAACAACCUCAGGAAGAGCAUCAAGGAAAUGAUUCGUUUGAUGGGUUUGAUACCAAUUUGACAAGUGAGACCUUAAGUUUAGAAAAGCAGGGCAGUUCAUAAGUUUUAGCACAUAUAUUUGUAUAGAAACUACUUGCUAUGGACACUGAUUUUAUUAUUCAUUCAUCUCCAAUAGCGCACGUAGCAUUCUUUUUA
Messenger RNA from Hevea brasiliensis (rubber tree), 1909 nucleotides. RefSeq names its product MLO-like protein 12. The coding region runs from base 182 to 1816 and encodes 544 amino acids. The transcript is spliced from 13 exons. Gene Ontology annotation, biological process: defense response. Gene Ontology annotation, cellular component: membrane. The record is from RefSeq and is a predicted model, not a curated record. Lineage: Eukaryota; Viridiplantae; Streptophyta; Magnoliopsida; Malpighiales; Euphorbiaceae.